CGGUUUGCCGGUUGCCUAGCGACCGGCCAGAGGGACGCGGCGGGGCCCGGGCUGGAGGACAUGAGGCUCAAGCGCUUUCUGCUCCGUUACUAUCCGCCAGGGAUUAUUUUGGAAUAUGAAAAAGGAGGGGAGAUGAUGAAUAAAUCCAUUGAUCUGCUUGACUUGACUCCAGUGGCAGACGUAGAUGCUGUUGUCCAAGAAAUCCAAAGAGUUGAGCCACUUAUAACUGCAUCUCGUAAAGAGCAAUUGAAACAGCUGGUGCAGAGGCUGCAGGAAAAACUUGGGCAACAAGAUGACCACAAGUUCUACCUUUUUAAGGUUCUUCGAGCACAUAUCCUGCCGCUGACAAAUGUUGCAUUCAACAAAUCUGGCUCGACGUUUAUCACAGGGAGUUAUGAUCGAACCUGUAAAUUGUGGGACACCGCAUCGGGAGAAGAGUUGCACAUGCUGGAGGGACACAGGAAUGUGGUCUAUGCUAUUGCUUUUAACAAUCCUUAUGGAGACAAGAUUGCAACUGGUUCAUUUGACAAGACCUGCAAAUUAUGGAGUUCUGAGACAGGCAAAUGCUUUCACACAUUCCGUGGACACACAGCUGAAAUUGUGUGUUUGUCAUUUAAUCCCCAAAGUACUCUAGUAGCCACGGGCAGCAUGGAUACUACAGCAAAGCUUUGGGACAUUAGGACAGGCGAAGAAUCUGUGACUCUAACGGGCCAUUCAGCUGAAAUCAUCUCUUUAUCGUUCAAUACCACGGGUGAUAAGAUCAUCACCGGCUCCUUUGACCAUACUGUUUCUGUGUGGGAUGUGGGAUCUGGCAGGAGAAUGCACACUUUGAUCGGACAUCGAGGAGAAAUCAGCAGUGCACAGUUCAAUUGGGACUGUUCACUUAUUGCUACAGGAUCCAUGGACAAAACUUGCACGCUUUGGGAUGCUGUCAGUGGGAAAUGUGUGGCAACACUAUCUGGCCAUGACGAUGAAAUAUUGGACGUUUGCUUUGAUUACACCGGGCAGCUCAUAGCCACGGCCUCAGCUGAUGGUACCGCAAGAGUUUAUAGCGCAGCCAACUACAAGUGCUUAAUGAAGUUAGAGGGCCAUGAGGGGGAAAUCUCCAAGAUUUGUUUCAAUCCUCAGGGUAGUCGCAUCCUUACAGGCAGCUCAGAUAAGACAGCGAGACUCUGGGCUCCUCACACAGGCCAUUGUCUGCAGGUGUUGGAAGGCCAUACUGAUGAAAUCUUCUCAUGUGCCUUUAACUACGAAGGGAAUACCAUCAUCACAGGAAGCAAGGAUAACACUUGCAGGAUAUGGCGCUGAGUGAAGUUAGAGAUAUACGACAUUACGCAUUUUUACUAAUUCGUGCUGGUAAAUGUUUGUCUACAAGACCUACUACAUACAAUGUUGUACCCAACUUUAUUUUUACUAACAUCCAGUGUUGUACUUUUAUAAAGUAUUAAGAAUAGAUUGAAAUGCUCUGUAUCACAUAAGCUAACCUCCCAGACUUUAUCUACCAUCUUUUUGCAGAAUAAAAGUUUAUCUCAUAAUA
Messenger RNA from Callorhinchus milii (elephant shark), 1537 nucleotides. RefSeq names its product dynein assembly factor with WDR repeat domains 1 (gene daw1). The transcript is spliced from 13 exons. Gene Ontology annotation, cellular component: COPI vesicle coat. Gene Ontology annotation, biological process: endoplasmic reticulum to Golgi vesicle-mediated transport; retrograde vesicle-mediated transport, Golgi to endoplasmic reticulum; intra-Golgi vesicle-mediated transport. Gene Ontology annotation, molecular function: protein binding. Bases 61 to 1308 code for a protein of 415 amino acids. The record is from RefSeq and is a predicted model, not a curated record. NCBI's taxonomy places the organism in Eukaryota, Metazoa, Chordata, Chondrichthyes, Chimaeriformes, Callorhinchidae.